Molecule: messenger RNA, 1744 nt
Organism: Oryza brachyantha (malo sina)
Lineage: Eukaryota; Viridiplantae; Streptophyta; Magnoliopsida; Poales; Poaceae
Product: elongator complex protein 4
Exons: 8
Coding region: 136-1269 (377 amino acids)
Biological process (GO): tRNA wobble uridine modification
Cellular component (GO): elongator holoenzyme complex; cytoplasm; transcription elongation factor complex
Source: RefSeq, a predicted model, not a curated record
UUUCCAGCGCUCGCGCCGCCGCCGCGUCCUCGCUGCGCUCUCCCCCUUUCUUCUCCGCCGCCAUUUCUCCUAGUAAGGCCGCGGCGGCGAAGAGGAGCUCGACCUGUGCCCCACCCAACCCCGGGCGCCACCUCCAUGGCCGCCGCAGCCGGAGGCCAAACCGUCGGCCGGAGCAGCUUCUCUCGAGCGGCGGCACCUCAUGUCGCGCCCUCCUCUACCGCCGCAGGAGUCAAGCUUGGUCCUAAUGGCGCCGCCUUCGUCUCCUCGGGCAUCCGCGACCUCGACAGGAUUCUGGGCGGGGGUUUUCUUCUUGGAUCAGUUGUAAUGGUCAUGGAGGAUUCUGAUGCUCCACACCACCUCCUCCUCCUUCGGAGCUUCAUGGCGCAGGGUGUUGUGCACAAACAACCACUUCUCUUUGCUGGGCCUAUGAAGGAACCCCGCUUGUUCCUGGGUACAUUACCUGCUCCAGUUGCAUCUUCAAAGGAGGAUGGACGGCAUAGAGGGAUGGAGGCUGGAACAACUAGCGAUGGGCGAGCAAGUGAUGAGGCUUUGAGGAUAGCUUGGCAGUACAAGAAAUACUUUGGGGAAGAGAAGACUUCUCAUGCUGAACAAAGAGACAAGCAAGAAUUUAGCAAUGAUUUUGAUUUACGGAAGCCCUUGGAAAGGCAUUUACUGAAUGCUCAGAAUAUUGAAUGUGUUAGCACUCAAGAAGGAGACACUCUUGGUGUCCUCCAAGAUCGUUGUUCCACUUUCUUGUCCAAACUUCCCAGAAAAGAUGGUGGAAAUGCGAAUGCUGGACGGAUUGCUAUACAAUCACUCUGUGCACCACAAAGCGGAUACUUUGAGAAGGACUGGGACUUGGUCUCAUUUAUUAGAUCGCUGAAGGCCAUGGUGCGUUCGUCUAAUGCAAUUGCUGUUAUAACAUUUCCGCAUACAGUUCUAUCAAGCUCCUUCUGUAAGAGAUGGCAGCACCUGGCGGACACACUUCUGUCGAUCAAAGCAAUUCCGGAUGAGGACAAGGAGUUAGCAAAACUCCUCACUGGAUAUCAGGACAUGGUUGGUUUUCUGCAUGUGCAUAAGGUGGCGCAGACUAAUAGCCAGGUCCCUGUCAUAUUGGAGGCGUCGACAUUUUCUCUGAAGUUGCGCAAGAGGAGGUCCCUGCUGUUAGAACGGUUGAAUCAAGCUCCAGUGGUUGGAUCGGCUGGGCCUUAUCUCACUGGAUCUGGCAGCUGCUCAUCAUCUUCACAAGGUUCACAGCUUGAUUUCUAGAGUUCAAACGUUGAAACUGGUCUCCGGAAAGAUGGGAAGGCCUUCACAAGAGCAUCACAACACCACUUGAUGACUAGUUUCCAUGUAUCAGCUCAGAAGAUGCUUAGAGCAGAAUAUUAAUGCACAGAAAGGCCCCAGUGUUGAUUAACCGUUACUCUCUGCAAAAUGUAAUGUGUAGAGGUUUAGUUCUUGAAUUUUUUGGAGAAAUAAUAUUAUUUUAAUGAAAAAUCACACGAUUAAAGGCUAGGGACACGAAAUCGCCAAAAUGGUGCCCUGUCGACGGUUGGAACGUCGCCAAAAUGGUGCCCUGUCGACGGUUGGAACGUCGAUUGGUGGCUUGUCGACAGCGGGUUGGAUGACAGGGGGCCUGUCAACGGACGGCAUGUCGACAGAUCCCACACCUGGUUAAUAAUUGGUUAAUAAUAGCUGUAAGUUAGUAUAGUAUAAGUUCUAAUAGGGUAAUUAUCGAAUAAUG